Molecule: messenger RNA, 2833 nt
Organism: Poecile atricapillus (Black-capped chickadee)
Lineage: Eukaryota; Metazoa; Chordata; Aves; Passeriformes; Paridae
Gene: UBE2D2
Product: ubiquitin conjugating enzyme E2 D2
Exons: 7
Coding region: 1084-1527 (147 amino acids)
Biological process (GO): ubiquitin-dependent protein catabolic process; protein K48-linked ubiquitination
Cellular component (GO): nucleus
Molecular function (GO): ubiquitin conjugating enzyme activity
Source: RefSeq, a predicted model, not a curated record
UCCAGAAAUGCUGAAGUUCUGCAGAAGGCUGGCAGCAGUCAGCCUGAGAACAGCCCACCAUGGCCCAGAGGCAGCACCAAGGACCCUCAACCCCCCCCGGGCACACGGGCAGCAGGAAGGAGCAGGGACACCGUCACCAGCGGUGCUUUCAGUGUCAUUUAUCGUCAAUUGUGCUUCCCAGGGCCAGGAGCAGCCGCCACCGAAGUCCCACAGGCUCCAUCAGGACGAGCCAGUUACCCCUGCGGCCAGUCAAGUGCUCCAGGAGGGCUCUGCCUGACCCAAGCGCACUCCCGACCUGCCCGGGACAGGCCUCGGGGAGCUGGAGCGCGGGGAGAGAAGUGCGGCAGCUCCACAAGGGGCCGGGGAUGGAGAAAUGCGGCCAGGGCCGCUCCCGUCCCCUCAGGCCGCUCCCGUCCCCUCAGGCUCGCGCGGUCCCCGCGGCCUCGGGCCCGGCUCGGCCGGGACUUCUUCCCGUCCCGUCUUCUCGCGAGAGAACGCGCUGUGGCGUCACGCGCCGCGGCGGCCGCCUCGCGCGCGCGCGCUCUCACGCCGCCGCCGUAUCCUUCCGCGCGCUCCCCCUCCCCCUUCUGGAGAGUUCUGCACGGCAGCUCCGCACGACAAAUAGUCCCCACAGCUCCCCGCCCCACCCCCCCCGCUCCUCCUCCUCUUCCUCCCGCCGCUCCCGCGCAGGCCUUUUCCUUCCCUCCCCUCCCCGCCACGGCGGUGCCUCCGCCUCAGGAACCGGAGUUGUGCCCGGGGGCAGCGGCGGCGGCGUGGCGGAGUGAUCCGCUGCGGGCGGCGCGGAGGCAGCGCAUAAAGCGGCGGCGGCGGAGGGAACGGAGGAGCUGCGGCAGCGCUGAGCCCGCGGCCGCCACUGCCCGACACCGGCCAGGCCCCGGCCCCCGCCGCCCCGGGGGGCCCCGGUGCCCUCCCGCCCCUCCGCUCGCUUCGUCCCACCCCGUCCCCUCCCCGCGCAGUCGCCACCUCCGCGCUCCUCCUCCUCCCCCCCUCCCCUCGCAAAUAGUCCCGCGGGCCGCCCCCUCCCUCCGCCCGCGCCCCUCCUGCCGCCGCCUCGCGCACACAAUGGCGCUGAAGAGAAUCCACAAGGAGUUGAACGACCUGGCACGUGAUCCUCCAGCACAGUGUUCAGCAGGGCCUGUCGGGGAUGACAUGUUCCAUUGGCAAGCUACAAUAAUGGGACCAAACGACAGUCCCUAUCAAGGUGGAGUAUUUUUCUUGACAAUUCACUUCCCAACAGAUUAUCCCUUCAAACCACCUAAGGUUGCAUUUACAACAAGAAUCUAUCAUCCAAAUAUUAACAGUAAUGGCAGCAUUUGUCUUGAUAUUCUACGAUCACAGUGGUCCCCAGCACUAACUAUUUCAAAAGUACUUUUGUCCAUCUGUUCUCUGUUGUGUGAUCCCAAUCCAGAUGAUCCUUUAGUGCCUGAGAUUGCACGGAUCUACAAAACAGAUAGAGAAAAGUACAACAGAAUAGCUCGGGAAUGGACUCAGAAGUAUGCGAUGUAAUUAAAGAAAUUAUUGGAUAACCUCUACAAAUAAAGAUAGGGGAACUCUGAAAGAGAAAGUCCUUUUGAUUUCCAUUUGACUGCUUUCUAUGAGCCCACGCCUCAUCUUCCCCUGUGCACAUGUUUACCUGAUACAGCAGUGCUGCGUGUUGUACAUACUUGGAACAACAAACUAGAAAUACUGUAUUUCCCCGUACCAACAUUGACUCCUAGCAGAGAAGUGUGUGUGUGAAAAGCUGGUUCUUCAGUCAUAACUUUGUGAGCCUAAAAGCAUUCCUUGCUGAGUUAAAUUAGGAAAUCAAAUGGGAAUGGGGAGAGUUCUGGUGGGUUUCAGAUUUUCUAGGGACAGUGUUGCCGAUCCAUGAAGGAUUUUAAGUGGAAUCCUUUUAAACUCAUAACAGUUAUGAAAAGCAAGGUGAAGAACUUGAAGCUGUUUCUGUAUUCAUUUUAUUCUGAAGGACCUACACCUUAGGUAAAUGUUAUGACCAAUGAGAAACUGUACCCACAUCCUGUGUUUAAGGUCUAAGUUUAACCGGUCACCAUUUAAAUGGAUUGGAGCUAUUAGUGCAUCAAGUGAUGUUGAUUUGUUUCAACUCUCUCCCUCCCUUCAUACUUUUUUUGGUUUGUAUGUGGUUUCUCAGUUAAUACCUAGCUAAUAGCUCUUAUUUUUUCUUAAGUUUUUUAACUGCUUAGGUCUUUCUGGAUGUAAGGGUAAAAAAAAAAAAAAAUCCAUAUGACAGAAAACUUGUGUGUAUUUAAAGACCCAACUGCUCCCCUGGAGCUUGUACGUUCAAGAAUGAAUUAAUCUGUGUAAUAAACUGAUUACUACAGUCAUUACAUAUAACUUUGUGUGAAUAGGCUUUUAAUUUUCAGAGCAGUUUGUUACAGGCUUAAACUAACGGUGGAUUUCUCUAAAAAAACUUUUUGGGCUGAAGUCGUGAAGCAGCUUGGUUUGCAUCACACAAGGCACCUGAAGAGGCAAACAGGAGCUUGAGCACUUAGAUGAAAUCAGGAUGUGUAGUGUGCCAGGAACUUGACUGUUAAACCAAAUAAGCAGUUUACUAAAUGCGAAUCAGAGUGACAUUUUACAAAGCCUGAUGGUAUUACUCCCACUUGCAUGGGACCUAACACAAUGCAUAUGUACUGUAGGUAAGUGAAACCUUAUGUAACUAAAAAAAAUGGAUGUAAAAGGGUAAAAAAAAGAAAAAACCUACCAAACACAUCAGCACAAACUUUCAUAAAAUGUAGCUUUUACAUAAUUACUUUGCACUAAACAUUUGCAAAUGUUCAUACAGUUUUAAAUUGUA